GCCCGCCGCCCGCGGGGCCCGGCCCAGGCUGCCCGCCCGCGGGCUCCCGGCACCUGUGGCGGCCGGCGGACCCCGGCCGGGCCCGCGCUGCCCCGGGCUGAAAAGACACCGGUGGCACCCGGCCCCGCCGACCUCGGGCUGGGUCGUCCACCGGGGCCGCCCUCGGGGCCGCCCCGUAGACCUCGGCGCCCGCGAUGGUCCCGCACGGCCGGCCCUGAGCCCCGCGCUGGUUGGGGGCUCGGCCUCCUCCAGCCCCCACCCCAGGGAGCCGACACCAACUUCUGCUCUUGAACUCCGCUCUGCCCGCUUCUUUUGGCCCAGCGCAACCUCGGCAACCCAGACCGCGGCCGACCCUCCUGAGUGCCCAGAAAGGCCCCCGGGUGGCCUGGCGCCUCCCCGGCUCUUUCUGGAUGGAGGCUCCUCAGGAAGGUGCUGGCUGAACGCUUUGGCCUUCACCUUCCAGCCCCUGCUGACCACACCUCCCCUAGUGCAGAGGCUGCGUGAGGAGCAGGAAAUGCUGUACCAGCUGGCUCCCUGGGGUCUCCGUCUGACUGCCAGGAUGGAGGUAGGGCCGGCAACCAAGACCUUCGUGCUGGAGCUUCGGUGUCUUGAAGAUGGGGGCUCAAGGCCUGACACCCUCUCAGGUGGCAGCGGUGGGAGUGAGAGUCAGGAGGAGGAAGAGGCUCAGGAGAGGAGCAGUAGCCCACCGCGGCCAGCAGUCUCAGCCCCGAGGGGGGCCGGUGCAACCGCUGAGGGAGCCCCGCCAGAACAGCAGGAGUUGCAACCCCGACAGUUAGAACAGCAGCCAGAGCUGCAGCAGCAGCCACAGCAGGAGCAGCUGCAACAGCUGCAGCCACGAGACGAAGGGUCAGGACCUCAGCCAAACUCGCAGCGGCAACAGCAGCAGCAGGGCAGGCAAGAGCGGCUGCCUCGACCACAGCCGGAAAACCCCCAACCUGUGCGACAGGAGCCCCUGAAACCACAGCUGCAGCUGAUGCAACAGCAGAAGCAGUCACAGGAGCAGCACAUGCAAGAGCACCAGCUGUCACAGCAACAGCAGGAACAGCUCCAGCAGCAGCAAGAUGGGCAGCAGCAGCUGCCUCGGCAGCGGCAGGAACUACAGGAAAAUCCCCAAUCUGUGCGCUAUGAGCAGCGGAAACCACAGCCGCAGCGGCUGCAACAGCAGGAACAACCACAGGAGCGGCAAGCGCGGGAACAGCAGCUGUCACAGCUACAAUCACAGCAGUUGCCACCGCAGCAGCAGUUACAGCAGGAACAGUCACAGCCGCAGCAGCAGGAACAGUCACAGCCGCAGCAACAACAGUUACAGCCGCAGCAGCAACAGUUACAGGCGCAGCAACAACAGUUACAGCCGCAGCAACAGUUACAGCCGCAGCAGCAACAGUUACAGCCGCAGCAACAGUUACAGCAACAGUUACAACCGCAGCAGGAACAGUUACAGCUGCAGCAGGAACAGUUACAGCCGCAGCAACAGUUACAGCCGCAGCAGGAACAG
This is a messenger RNA of Delphinapterus leucas (beluga whale), 1516 nucleotides long. It is a transcript of the gene ZNF853, whose product is annotated as zinc finger protein 853. Gene Ontology annotation, biological process: regulation of gene expression. Gene Ontology annotation, cellular component: nucleus. NCBI's taxonomy places the organism in Eukaryota, Metazoa, Chordata, Mammalia, Artiodactyla, Monodontidae. The record is from RefSeq and is a predicted model, not a curated record.